Paramuricea clavata is the source of this 3143-nucleotide messenger RNA. NCBI's taxonomy places the organism in Eukaryota, Metazoa, Cnidaria, Anthozoa, Malacalcyonacea, Plexauridae. The record is from the annotation of a GenBank genome assembly.
AUGGGUGUCUGGAGUUCCAUUAGGUAAGCGAUAAGAAAUGUUUUUGAUGAGGUAAUAUUUACUAUAUUUGUAAUUGUACGGCACAUAUGGCUAUGUGAAUCUGUUUGUCAAUUCGCAAACCCUAGGCUAGAUAAUCAUAAAUCAAUCAAAUUUUGUGAAUUUUUAAACUUGGAGCUUUAGCCUUGGCCAAAGUAUAAUAACAUUCACCAGCCCGAAGAAGAAUAACACUAUACUAACUCUCCUGAAGAUUUCUUUCACGGUUGCGAAUGUUAAAAUUAACUAUAUCAGUCGCGGCCGUUUCCUAGUUUAGUUCAGUUGUUUUACACAUCAAUAUUCCGAUCAUAAGACUUCUUUCCCUAGACUAUAUUUUUUAUUACUUUGGAUUACUUAAUCUAUUUAUUCCUAAUAUCCAAUUAGAUAUUAUAGUACUUUUGUUAUAUAGUUCUAUCCAUCUUGGGAUAAUGUGUUCCCAUAACAAGGUAAACGAGGGAUAGGUAAAAGGAAACAUGAAUGCAAUAAAUCUAAUUUCUAUAAAUGGGAUCACUCGAACACUGACUAGGUUCUGUUCAUUAUUUAUAACAUAUAAUAUUUCUUUCAGCUUUUGUAAUUUUGAGAAGGGAAGGAUCAGAAAUACUUACAGUGGCUCAAGGUAAGUCUUUUUGUUAGAUCUACAGUAAGUGUGAGUGGGUUAUAAGUGAGUGGGGUGUACUAAUUAUCAUACUUACUUGUAGCUAAGAGUUAAGCUCAGUUCGAAUUAUGAAAGGAUGCUGUAUUUCUCUUUUCUAGAAAUUCCAAUAUGAAACAGAUCUUAAACAUUGACUCGGAUAGCUUUAGCACCACGGUUCUUCAGGAUGUUCAGGAAAUUCGAAUCCAAGAAUCAGAUCAGUUUCAAAAUUUAGUUCAACCUCUCUCGAACUAUCAAGAGAAAGAAUCCUUCCACUGCCCAACGUACUUUGAAUAUUCCAUGGGAGGGAAUUUAAAGUUCUAUAAAGAGUAUCUUCAACAGGACUUGGAAUUGGAAAACAAAGUAUAUUCUGUUAAGAAUCCGCGACAACGGCUGAGAAAAACUUCGCACAGUGACAAUGAUUCGGAGCCAGAGGCGCUGCGAUAUGCCUGUAAACCUCAAGAGAAAGUUAUGCCUGUUGUCAACACCAUUGCAGAGGAGCCUGAGUUAUCAUUUGAUGAUUAUAGUUCAAUUUACCAACCUGAGUUUAUGUUAAAUAUUAACUCAAAGUCUUUGGUCAAAGAGAUGCCGAAACAUGUGUUAGGAGAUAGAGUUGAUAAGGAACUGAUGGGGAAUAAAAGAAGAAACGAUAAACAUACAAUUGCAAGUUGGUCUCAGGAUUUGAUUGAAGAUUCUCCACCUGAAAACGUAGUGGAGGAUUUGGAGGUUCGCGUAGUUAACAAGUCAAAGAGCUUGCCUGCAGUGAAACCAAAUGCUGUGAUAACAAACCACGAAGACAUGUUUGAUUACCACAGUUCUUCAGUCAAGACAAAAAGGAAUAGUAAACAGUUGGAAAACCAAGAAAUGAAGUCAUUACAGGGUAAAAGUAAAGGAAACCAAGAAAUAAAGUCAGCACAACUUGAUAAAAAUAAAAUAUGUACUGAAAACAAAACAGUAAGUUUAAAACAUCGACAACCAAAGACAACUCAAAGCAGGGACGAAAGUAAGGUUACAGAAGCUAAAAACAUUUUAUCAAAAGAAAAGUCUUCCACACAAAAGAAAAGCAUAGUUGAUCACACAACUUCUUCUCCACCAUGCACAAAAGCCGAAAUUAAAAAAGAAUCAAAAGAUCGAGCUAAAAAGCCUAGUGCAGAGAGGAUAGAGAAAUCAAAGAAAUUAAUACACACAAAGGAAUUGGAUAACAAAAAAUAUUCGUCAAUAUCGUCUGAGGACAAAAACACCUUACCUGAUGCUGAAAAUAAUCAAACAAGUAUUGAAUCGCAAGAUAAUUUCCUAUCUAUGCUAAGUACGGACACAACUACGUUGUUCGACAAUGUUGAUUUGUUUAAAGAAUUAGGAACGGGCGAGAAAAAGUUAGGUGAACCAAAACUAAAGGCGGAUGCAGAAUUCUACCCAGAAUCACCCAUUUCGGAACUGAAUUUCUUUAAAACACCAUGCAGUACCCGACAUAACAGUUUGGAAACAUUUGAACAAUUGGAAAGUGAAUGUAUUGAAGACAUCGCUAGACAGGUAAGAAAUAUACAUGCUUCGCUUAUACCGCGGAAUAAUUUCUGUUGUUGCUCAUACUGUGAUACUGAAUAUCAGGGUAAUAGACGAGUUUCAGGAUCAUCACUGUAUGCAGCGGUUAACUAUCUUUUCAUCAGAAAUGAAAACGACUGUAUUAACCGCGACUGAAAAACAUAGUAAAAAUUGGAAAGGUUAAAAAUUGAAACAAAUUGGAAAAUAGUUGAAAAAAACAACCCCUCGCUUUAUUUACACCAUACGCGUGGGUCGAUUUUAGGCUUAGGCCUGCCAUUAUGAAGUUCCUAUUGGAAUUACAACUAUUAUAUGUGCAUUAUAGAUAACGUCUGCUGUUUUUACACGAUGCGUUUCAAACUUUGCAAUUUUAUUAUUCUCUAACCUAUAAUAUGAUCUUUUCACCUGAAACAAUCAUUCUGACUGCAACAAAAAUUCUAUGAAAAACGAUCCUAGAACACAUCUCCAAACAUGAUACAUUAUAACAUGCUAUCUUCUAAGAUCCACAAAAUUUACAAUCAUAACUAUUUGGUCACACGCUGCUAUUUUCAUAUUGUAGGAACAAGAAAAGCCAGAAGAUAACACGCUGACGUCGAAUCUUCUUCCAAACUAUAAAAAAUUACCAAAAGAAUUUCAAGAAAUGGCAAGGAGGUUAUCGAAAAAAGAUUCUCCGAAAAAAUCUUCACCAUCUUUACAUCAAAUGAAUUCUUUUCCGAACUUGAACUGUUCCUCUAGUACAUGUAGCACAAUGUCUCCUCACUCUCCCAGUGGCAGGACAUUGUUCAGAACUCCCAGUUAUAAAAUGCCUAAGACACCAAGCUUAAGUCGGCAACAUCCUUCAACUUAUGUCACACAACAUACGUCAUCUCGCUCGAGACCUUCAUCACGCGCGUCCUCGAGAGCUACUUCGCCUACACGUGAGCACAUCGAGGCGCUGCUGUAG